UUACUAGAACUCUGCCUUUGGACGGUGUGAUUUCUUCCCCCAUUCUUUUAGAUUUUAAGCAGAGACGGGACAGUUUUCGAGUAUGACAGAAUAAACCCCUAUACAAGUGGGAUGUGAGGUUAUAAAGAGAAGUCGACGCAGUACCCCUAGUAAGUAACCUCCAAAUAUCGAGAUGGCGCGCUGUCUAACCCCCCAUCUCUGGAGUUUCGGUACUCCGAAGCGCGCAGUAACAACGAAGGUGGCUUUCCCCAACUUGCUCCGGAUGUGAAACCUGCAUAUUCACCUAAUCCAAUCAAAUAUCUUAACGGCUCACCGAUGACUCGCUACGUACCAAGAUUUGUAGCUACCUACACUUGGUAGGACAAUACGUCGUGUAUUGUUACCCGUCGAAUAUCGCUAUCGGAAGAAGCCGAGUCCCCCCCCAUGAUGUCCCAACGCUUUUAUCUUCAAUGAUCGUGUGCCUGUUCUACGCAGAGACAUUUUAAUAUAUUUUGCGUUGAAGAUCAAAACAGCCCUACAAUGUCGUCGAGUAAAAGCAAUCGCAUCCAAAUCGCCAUCAUUGGGGGAGGCAUCACGGGUGUCAUACUCGCCCUCGGCUUACAGAAACGCGGCGUCGAUUUUACCCUAUACGAACGUGCCCCGGCCUUUACCGAGCUCGGGGCUGGCAUCGGUUUCAGUCCCAAUGCGGAACGCGCGUUGAAGAUCGUUGAUCCUGAGGUUUACCGAGUGUACAAAGAAGUCACGCCACCGACUAACGGAGUAGAAUAUUUCCAAUUUGUUGACGGUUACGAAACCAACGAACUCGUCGCAAAGCUGCUGAUAGGCGCCGAUGCUUUUCAAGGGGGACGACGUUCGGAUUUCUUGGAGGCAUGGUCGAAAUUGAUACCGAAGGAUAGGGUUAGGUUUGGCAAAGAAUUGGUAUCGACUACUGAUAGAGAGGAUGGAAGGGUAUUGCUUCAGUUCAAGGACGGAUCCACGGGGGAAGCUGACGUUGUUAUUGGUUGCGACGGAAUUCAUUCACGAUGCCGCCGACUCAUUCUAGGAGAAGAAAACCCAGCCUGUUGCGCUUCCUACACGAAUAAGUAUUGCUUCCGGGCUCUAAUACCUAUGGAACGAGCCCGACCAGUGCUAGGAGAGGAGAGAACGUCAGGUGGAAGUAGGACAUUGAACAGGUAUAUGUUCAUUGGCCCCGAUGCACAUUGCAUCAUAUACCCUGUUGCGAAGGGACAGAUCAUGAAUGUGCUAUUGGUCAUAAGUGAUCCUAACCCCUGGCAUACUGAAGACGGCAAGCAAACGGCUCCCGGAGAAAGGGCAGAAGCUACUCAAACGUAUAAAGAAUGGCACCCCUUCGUGAAGAGUCUUAUAGAACUUCUACCCGAAAAGCUGCAAAAAUGGGCUAUUUUCGACAUGUUUAACAACCCAGCACCAUACUACUAUCGUGGUAAUAUGGCAAUUGCCGGGGAUGCGGCCCACGCGACAGGUCCUCAUCUAGGAUCGGGCGCCGGCUUUGGCAUAGAAGACGGCUUAGUCCUGGCGAGUUUGUUCCAAGCCGCCAACGCGAAACUCGAUGGCCAGGACCAAGAAUCUAGGGUGAAGCUAUGCCGCGCUGCUUUAGCUACUUACAAUAACGUACGAUACGAUCGCACUCAGUGGCUCGUAGGCGCUACGCGAGAAGCAUGCGCAUUGUUCCAUCGACAAAACAAGGCGGCCGCUCAUGAUCCUGAGAUUUUUCUGCAGGAUAUUAGCAAGCUAUUCCAUACUAUAUGGGAUAAUAAUAUUGAGGAGAUGGUCCAGGAAGCGAUCGGGGAGUUUGACGUGUUAGGCAGUGCAAGUCAGUGA
Molecule: messenger RNA, 1839 nt
Organism: Hypoxylon trugodes
Lineage: Eukaryota; Fungi; Ascomycota; Sordariomycetes; Xylariales; Hypoxylaceae
Product: FAD/NAD(P)-binding domain-containing protein
Exons: 2
Coding region: 520-1839 (439 amino acids)
Biological process (GO): secondary metabolite biosynthetic process
Molecular function (GO): FAD binding
Source: RefSeq, a predicted model, not a curated record